This is a messenger RNA of Aspergillus fijiensis CBS 313.89, 366 nucleotides long. RefSeq lists its product as uncharacterized. The transcript has a single exon. Lineage: Eukaryota; Fungi; Ascomycota; Eurotiomycetes; Eurotiales; Aspergillaceae. The record is from RefSeq and is a predicted model, not a curated record. The coding region runs from base 41 to 235 and encodes 64 amino acids.
GUGCUCUGCACAGGCUUACUGCUGUCUCAACCGUAGCAGUAUGUCGUCCGCGGACAAGCCUUCACUGGUCCUUGUCUUAUUAGGAGUGGUAGAAAGAAUCUUCACUCUGUAUCUGCUGCUCUGGAUGGUAACAUCUGAUGGAAGCGGUUCGUUUUGUAGUGAUACAUUCCACUCAUCUAAAAUCAUCUGUCUGUCUGCGAACUACAUGAGUGUACCAUCUCUCCUUCGCAGAUAGCAAGCUGUAGCUUCUGUACUUCAACAAUUGAGCCAUGUAUCGCCGUGAUGGCACAGAAAUAUGGCUGUCAGUGCUGUGCGUGACGCCGCCAAUAGCGUGGUUACCGGCGCCAGGAUGCUUCUCAAGCUCUG